This is a messenger RNA of Mesitornis unicolor (brown roatelo), 939 nucleotides long. RefSeq names its product potassium channel subfamily K member 9-like. The annotation marks the transcript as partial. The record is from RefSeq and is a predicted model, not a curated record. The transcript is spliced from 2 exons. Gene Ontology annotation, biological process: stabilization of membrane potential; potassium ion transmembrane transport. Gene Ontology annotation, molecular function: potassium ion leak channel activity. Gene Ontology annotation, cellular component: membrane. Lineage: Eukaryota; Metazoa; Chordata; Aves; Mesitornithiformes; Mesitornithidae.
GCCAUCACGGUCAUCACCACCAUAGGCUAUGGACACGCUGCUCCAGGCACAGACGCCGGCAAAGUUUUCUGCAUGUUCUACGCCAUCCUGGGCAUCCCCCUGACGCUGGUCAUGUUCCAGAGCCUGGGUGAGCGCAUGAACACCGUUGUGCGGCUGCUGCUCAAGAAGAUCAAGAAGUGUCUGGGCAUGAGGACAACCAACGUCUCCAUGGAGAACAUGGUCCUGGUUGGCUUCCUGUCCUGCAUGGGGACCCUGUGCAUCGGUGCAGCAGCCUUCUCUUAUUUUGAGGGCUGGACUUUCUUUCAUGCCUAUUACUACUGCUUCAUAACCUUGACCACUAUCGGCUUUGGAGACUUUGUGGCUCUGCAGAAGAAUGAGGCUUUGCAAAAGAAGCCCCCGUACGUGGCUUUCAGCUUCAUGUACAUCCUGGUGGGCCUGACUGUCAUCGGCGCCUUCCUCAACCUAGUGGUGCUGCGGUUCCUGACAAUGAACUCGGAGGAUGAGCGGCGGGACGCUGAAGAGCGCGCCUCGCUGAGGAGAGCCCAGAACAACAUCCACCUCAAGCCAAAAGAGGACAGCCAGGCCAGCAAUGCCAUUUUUCUCCCCGCAGAGGACAGGACGAGCCAGAUGAACCUCAUCCCACUGAUCCAGGAGGACGUGGAGAAGCAGCGGCGCCAGUCGGCCAACUCGGCGGCCACGGUCCCCUCCUUCUGCACGUGCCUGUGCUACAGACCUCAGCUGUGUGGCAGCCCCGUGCCCUCCCACCCCGAGACCCUGAGCUGCCACACCAACCCCGUGUAUUACAACUCCAUUUCCUACAAAAUCGACGAGGUCUCCCUGAGCACGCGGGGUCAGACCACCUCUUCCCCGGGGAGCACUUUAUCAUCCAACAGCCCUCGCUGCCGGCAACAUCCCCGGCUGCGGAGGAAAUCCAUCUAG